Messenger RNA from Trichoderma asperellum CBS 433.97, 2334 nucleotides. RefSeq lists its product as uncharacterized. Lineage: Eukaryota; Fungi; Ascomycota; Sordariomycetes; Hypocreales; Hypocreaceae. The record is from RefSeq and is a predicted model, not a curated record.
AGCAGCCAUUCAUCGGCCCUUGUAGCCAAACCCGCCGCGCCCCAAUUGCUCGUUCUCCAAUGCACAUCUUGCAUUCUCUCCUGCGCAAAUGCUUUGGCUCUAGCUAAGCUUCCCCCCCUUUUCUCUUUUUUGCCCUUUGCCAUUUAUGCUUUGCUCGUGAAUUCCACUCAGCCAACGACGAGAGAUUCGCCGACCUUGAGACAGUCUCUCGCCACUGAUGACGGCAUUGAACAAUCGCGGCGCAUCUCUAUAGAGAAUACAGAGGACCGAGCAGAGCACUCCAACACACAUUCGUCGGCGGCCGAGGCCCUGCGUUUAGACGUCAUGGUCCGCUACGAAGUCUUCGACGCUCGGGAGCUGCUGUCAUUUCCCGACGGCGACAACAGCACGGAUACCGUCUUCGGGGGCAUCCAUUUCAACCUCACGACGCUGAAGCACUGGAACUACACCUACUACAGCAAUGGCACCUUAUCCAACAACUCCAAGUGCUAUCUGACGUAUGAGCCGUACCAGCCCGUUCUGCUUUACACCAAUGGAAGCUUCAUCAACGCCACCAAAUGCUACAGCGCCGUGGACCCAAUCGGUGUCCGAGGCUACGUGGGAAUUGGCUUUGCGGCCAUGUUUGCCAUUGCUCUGAUGCUUACGCUCACUACCCUGGCCAAGCAUGGCAAGAUGUACCUACCCAAGGAGAAGCGCUUCUAUCCCAUAGGUCGACGUUGGCAGUGGUAUUGGGGGUGCUUUGUCUGCGCAUGCGCUCUGGUCAGCUUGUUCACAAAUAUCGACAUCGAUCGUUAUCACGUCCAGGAACUGCCAAUCGUUGUCACGUCAUUCUUCUGGUUCCUCAUUUGCCAAGGAACAGUAGCACUGGUCUGGGAGUCGGUCAGACAUUGGGGGAGCUGGCAAGAGAGGCAAUUCGUUGACCCCAACCCCUUCGUAUAUCGAACCGACGACCGGCGCGCCAAAGUAGAGUUUUAUCUGCCAUUAUGGGUUUAUUUCUGGAUAUGGAUGAAUUUCUUCCUCGUUGUGCCUCGCAGCUGGACGUUCGUGGAAAUGCAGCGAUCCCCUGAACAAACUCUAGCCAAGGCCAUCCCUACUGCCACAGGAGCACGAUUCAAAGCUGGAGCCUUUUGUCUAGUUAUUGCUUCACUUACCAUCAUCUACUCGUUGCGCCACUCCAUCUAUCACUACAAGCCACGGAACCGUGGAAUAUUCAACCGAACAUGGGGCUUCAUCAAGGCAGUUCCGCUACGUUUUGUCCUCACCAUCCCUCUUUGCUUUGCCCUCGUCGCCUACCAGGUACUUAUUUCGUUUGAUUGGACAUUCUCGGUUAUGCGAUACGGUGGAAUUGUACCCGUCAUAUUUGCCUGGGGCUAUGGCCCCUCUCUGCUUAUCCUCUUUGUGCAAAUUAUAUAUGGUUUCGCGAGCCCCAACGAAGAUAAAGCCCUCAUCUCGCAGAGGCGUCAGCGAGGUGAGGUCAUCGACCAGGAGCUUGGCAUCGUUAAGAAGCCAGCAUGGUGGAGGCGUGUUCGAGGCGAACAUCUUUACACCCUGCGAGACAAGAUUUCACAAAAUGUCAACGAAAUUGGAGGCAAACGUGGACUCAAAGCCCGGUUUGAAGACGGCGAGAGAGAGCCACCUCUAGGAGGUGAUUUUGUCACUCACCCAAGUGAUAACACCACCAUCGAGAUGAAUAGUUUGUCUCACAACCCUCGGGUUGAUAGGGCUGGCGUAGGGAAUUUGUCAUCCACAAGCGAGUCGCAUCGCUAUACGGGAAAAUCUGAUCGCCGACACAACGAGCGGAUUGUUGAAGGCUUUUCCGACGUGAUUUUCCCCAACAGUGCAGAAGCUGAGAGACAGGCUCAGAGGGCACGGUGGAUUCACGAGAUAUCGCAAGAUGGUCCUCCGUCCUAUAGCGAUACAGAUCGGGGCCGCCCUACCCGACAUGAUGGGCCAAAUAAUGCGCAAAGGAACGACAGUACAGAUACUACCAACUCCACUGCCGCUCCACCACAGCAAGUUAGAAGCAUGCUAGAUGUUUAACGACCACGACCCAUUACUGCAUAAUUAAUCCUGUUUAUGAGUACUUUCGAAAGAUGACUAGAGUGAUGUAUGACGAUAAAUGAACGGUCUGACGAUACGAAUACGGCAUAUCGGACUAGGUGUUAGGGGAACUAUGCGUUAUUUGAGCUAGGAAAUGGACCCUUUAACAUUAUAUUUGUAUGAAAGCCGUAGAUUAGAUCUCACGGAAUGAAACCUUGAAUCAAAUACUACUGCGAGUGCCUGAGCAGGGGUCUGGGAUUUACUACAAGUCCCAUAUUCGCAUCUUAAACAAAG